AGAGGCCUCAGGACCAUGUACCGACGGAGAUCCCAGUGCUGCCCGGGAUACUAUGAGAACGGAGACAUCUGCAUCCCCUUGUGCACAGAAGAGUGCGUCCACGGCCGCUGCGUCUCCCCUGACACCUGUCACUGUGAGCCUGGCUGGGGAGGUACCGACUGUUCCAGUGGCUGUGACAGUGACCACUGGGGUCCCCACUGCAGCAAUCGCUGCCAGUGCCAGAACGGUGCCCUGUGCAACCCCAUCACGGGGGCCUGCGUGUGUGCUGAUGGCUACCGAGGCUGGCGCUGUGAGGACUUCUGCGAGCCAGGGACCCAUGGCAAGGGUUGUCAGCUUCCUUGUCAGUGCCACAACGGUGCCACCUGUGACCCUCGGACUGGAGAGUGCCACUGUGCGCCGGGCUACACUGGCGUCUACUGUGAGGAGCAGUGCCCACCUGGGAGCCAUGGGGCACACUGUGACCUGCGCUGCCCCUGCCAGAAUGGGGGUACCUGCCAUCAUAUCACAGGGGAGUGUGCUUGCCCCCCUGGAUGGACGGGAGUGGUAUGUGCCCAGCCCUGCCCACCAGGGACAUUUGGCAUCAACUGUAGCCAGAACUGCCCGUGCCACCAUGGAGGGCAAUGUGACCAUGUGACAGGACGGUGCCAGUGUGCAGCUGGCUACAUGGGCGACAGGUGCCAAGAGGAGUGCCCCAUUGGGACCUUUGGAUUCCAGUGCUCACAGCGCUGCGACUGUCACAAUGGGGCCCAGUGCUCUCCAGCCUCCGGUGCCUGCGUGUGUGACCCAGGCUACAAAGGCCCCCAAUGCCAGGAGCGCCUGUGUCCGGAGGGCCUGCAUGGCCCACAGUGUACCAAGCCUUGUCCCUGCAAUGCCACCAACACGCUCAGCUGCCAUCCUGUGUCGGGAGCCUGCACAUGCCAUGCAGGUUGGGCCAGCCCACACUGUAAUGAGUCCUGUCCUGCUGGCUCCUAUGGAGAGGGCUGUCGGCUAGUGUGUGCCUGUCAGAAUGGAGCUGAUUGUCACAGCAUCACAGGGAGCUGCACCUGCGCCCCAGGCUUCAUGGGUGAAGUCUGCACUAUGCCCUGUGCGUCCGGGACCUAUGGCCCCAACUGCUCAUCUGUCUGCAACUGUGAGAACGAGGGUACCUGUUCCCCCAUAGAUGGCACCUGUACCUGUAAGGAAGGGUGGCAGGGGAUUGACUGCUCCCUCCCAUGCCCUACGGGCACCUGGGGCCUGAACUGCAAUGAAACAUGCAUCUGCUCCAACGGGGCAGCCUGUAGCCCUAUUGAUGGUACCUGUUCCUGCUCACCUGGCUGGUUAGGGGAUACCUGUGAGCAGUCCUGCCCGGACGGAACAUAUGGACUGAAUUGUAGCGAGCGUUGUGACUGCAGUCAUGCGGAUGGCUGCAACCCCAUCACAGGCCACUGCUGCUGCCUGGCGGGCUGGACUGGUGUCCGCUGUGACAGCACAUGUCCCCCAGGUCACUGGGGCCCCAACUGUUCCAUCUCCUGUAGCUGUGAGAAUGGCGGCUCCUGUUCCCCAGAAGAUGGGACUUGCGAAUGUGCUCCAGGCUACAGGGGGCCCCUGUGCCAAAGAAUUUGCCCCCCUGGCUUCUAUGGUCACAGCUGCAACCAGCCUUGCCCACUCUGUGUGCACAGCAAUGGACCCUGCCACCACAUCACCGGCCACUGUGACUGUCUACCUGGAUUCUCUGGUUCCCUCUGCAAUCAAGUGUGUGCUGGAGGAAGAUUUGGGAAGGAUUGUGCUCAGCACUGUUCGUGCUCCAACAAUGGAACCUGCAGCCCUAUUGAUGGCUCCUGCCAAUGCUUCCCUGGCUGGAUUGGCAAGGACUGUACACAAGCCUGCCCACCAGGGUUCUGGGGCCCUGCCUGCUUCCACACCUGCAACUGUCACAAUGGGGCUGGGUGCAGUGCAGAUGAUGGGGCCUGUCGAUGUGCCCCAGGCUGGACAGGGCUCUUCUGCACACAGCGCUGUCCCACGGCAUUUUAUGGGAAGGAUUGCGGGCGUGUAUGCCAGUGCCAGAACGGCGCCGACUGCGACCACAUCACUGGCAAGUGCUCCUGCCGGACUGGCUUUACAGGGCGGCACUGUGAACAGAAGUGUUCCCCAGGAACCUUUGGCUAUGGGUGUCAGCAGCUGUGUGAGUGUAUGAACAAUGCCACCUGUGACCAUGUCACUGGUACCUGCUAUUGCAGCCAGGGUUUCAAAGGCAUCAGGUGUGACCAAGCUGCCCUCAUGAUGGAAGAGCUGAAUCCUUACACCAAGAUCAGCCCAGCCCUGGGCUCAGAGAGGCACUCAGUGGGGGCUGUCAUCGGCAUUAUCCUCCUGCUCUUGGUCAUUGUGGCCCUCUUGAGCCUGUUUGCCUGGCAUCGGCGGAGACAGAAAGAGAAGGGCAAUGACAUGCCCCGAGUCUCCUACACACCAGCCAUGAGAAUGACCAGUACUGACUACUCCCUGUCAGAUGUGUCUCAAAGUAGCAGCCAUGGUCAGUGCUUUUCCAACCCCAGCUACCACGCUCUGGCAUGUGGGGUGCCUUCCGAAACAGUCAGUAAUUUGGACAGGAACAGCUCCACUAAGCUCAGUAACAAAUCCCUUGACAGAGAUACGUCUGGGUGGACACCUUACAGCUAUGUGAACGUGCUAGACUCCCAUUUCCAGAUCAGUGCUCUGGAGGCCAGGUACCCGCCCGAGGACUUCUACAUUGAACUUAGACACCUUGGCUGCCCCGCUGAGCCAAACACACCAGGUGCUUGUGGGAUGGACAGACGUCAAAACACAUAUAUUAUGGAGAAAGGCUUCAAAGAUUACACAAAAGAAUCUGUAAGCAGCUCGAGUACGUGCUCUCUCAACAGCAGUGAAAACCCCUAUGCCACCAUCAAGGAUCCACCCCUCCUCACCUGCAAGCCCAUGGAGAGCAGCUAUGUAGAAAUGAAGUCACCUGCUCACAGGGAUUCUCCAUAUACAGACAUGCCAUCCUUGUCGACAUCUAAUAAAAAUAUAUAUGAAGUUGAACCCACAGUCAGUGUGGUCCAAGAAGGCCGUGGUCAUAGCGCCAGCUAUAUCCAGAAUCCAUACGACCUACCUAGGAACAGCCAUAUUCCUGGUCAUUAUGACCUCCUCCCAAUAAGACAGAGCCCUGCCCAUGGACCCUCUCAGGACAAACAGUCUUAA
Messenger RNA from Trichosurus vulpecula (common brushtail), 3192 nucleotides. It is a transcript of the gene MEGF11, whose product is annotated as multiple EGF like domains 11. The coding region runs from base 16 to 3192 and encodes 1058 amino acids. Gene Ontology annotation, molecular function: protein binding. NCBI's taxonomy places the organism in Eukaryota, Metazoa, Chordata, Mammalia, Diprotodontia, Phalangeridae. Gene Ontology annotation, cellular component: membrane. The record is from RefSeq and is a predicted model, not a curated record. The transcript is spliced from 23 exons.